Messenger RNA from Eleginops maclovinus (Patagonian blennie), 3973 nucleotides. RefSeq names its product ATPase phospholipid transporting 8B3 (gene atp8b3). The transcript has 27 exons. Gene Ontology annotation, molecular function: magnesium ion binding; ATP hydrolysis activity; ATPase-coupled intramembrane lipid carrier activity. The record is from RefSeq and is a predicted model, not a curated record. Gene Ontology annotation, biological process: phospholipid translocation; Golgi organization. Bases 329 to 3805 code for a protein of 1158 amino acids. Gene Ontology annotation, cellular component: trans-Golgi network; plasma membrane. Lineage: Eukaryota; Metazoa; Chordata; Actinopteri; Perciformes; Eleginopidae.
CCAGCUUCCUGCAGAUUUAGCCAGAAGAGUUGUUACAUUUCUGAGUAUUUCAUCAUAUGGAAAACGAGCCUUAAGUCGCUUUCAGUUCACCUUAGUAACGUUAUGAUUGUGUGGUUAAUCACUGAUGGGUAAGGUUUGUAAAGCUACAACUAGUAGGGAAGUCUGAUUCGGACUGCUACAUUUGUUAUUUUAGCCUUUUGUCUGUUGCAUGUUAGCAUGGUAACAGUUGAAUGAGUUACAAGCAUUUAGAUUAUAAGGACACAAGCAGCCAUAUCACUCUGUUGUCUCCAUAAGCUAAGUCUACAAACCUCUGUUCUGCAUAAUUUCCAUGGAAGGAUUUGAAUCUGGCCUCACAUGGGAGGUGAGGGCGAACAGCAGACAGUACCACAAACACAAACAGAAGAAAUCCUUUCUGUGUUUCCACUGGGGGAGAUAUGAGGACAAUUUGGUCUGCAGCUACAAGUACUCCCCGCUGACCUUCCUGCCCCUGACGCUGUUUGAACAGUUUCAGCGAGCGGCCAACGUUUACUUCCUCCUCAUGGUGGUGAUGCAGUGUGUCCCUGCCAUCUCCUCCAUACCUUUUUACAUCACCAUCCUCCCGCUGCUCAUCGUACUUUCAGUAAGAGGGAUGAAAGACCUUGCCAACGACAUGGCGAGGAGGCGCAGCGACUCUGAGAUUAACUCCCGACCCUGUGACGUACUCGUCUCCCAGAGUUUCAGCCGAGCGCAGUGGAAGGACGUGUGUGUGGGAGAUGUGCUGCGGAUCCACAAAGACCAAGUCAUCCCUGCUGACCUUCUCCUCCUGUGUAGUUCAGAACCUCACAGUCUCUGUUAUGUAGAGACAGCAGAUAUUGACGGAGAGACUAAUCUCAAGUUCAGGCAGGCGCUCAGUGCUACACACAACCAGCUGACCUCUCACCCAUCGGAGGAGACCCUUGCAGCCUUCAAUGGUGUCGUUCUCUGUGAGGAGCCAAACAAUCGCCUGUACACCUUCAGAGGCCAGAUGCACUGGAGAGGAGAGAGUCAUCUGCUGGACAACGAGCACAUCCUCCUGAGGGGAACCGUCCUACGCAACACAGAGUUCGCCUAUGGCUUGACCAUAUACACUGGCGCAGACAGCAAGAUCCUGAGGAACUGCGGGAAACUGAGAGUGAAGAAGACUCGUAUGGAGAGAGUUUUUAACCAAGUGGUCAUCGGGAUCGUCCUCUCCGUGCUGCUGGUAGCUCUGCUCUUUGCCAUCGGCGCCGGCGUGUUUUCCAGCUGGGCCAUGAGCCACACAGGUCCUACUUCUGCUCUGGUGGUUAACGGCAACCCCAUCUACACCGGCUUCCUCAUCUUCUGGAGCUACAUCAUCCUGCUCAGCCCGGCCAUGCCCAUUGCUCUCUACAUCUCGUUUGAGGUUAUUCACACGGUCCACAGCUUGUUUAUUGGCUGGGAUAUGGAGAUGUAUUGGCAGCAGGCCGACACACCGGCCCAGGCUAGGAACACUUCACUGAACGAGGAGCUCGGUCAAGUGGGAUACCUGCUGAGUGACAAAACUGGGACACUAACCCAGAACCGUCUGCUCUUCCGACAGUGCUGCAUAGCUGGGGAGGUCUAUGGUGAUGCAUCAGGCAAGGCAGAGGACACAGAGCCCAUGGACCUGAGCUGGAAUCCGUUCUCCUGCGGGGGUCUGUUCAUGUCGGCUCCCAGCCUGGUGCAGAAGCUCAGAGGACAGCAGUGUCCAAUCAGCUGCCAGUUCCUCAGAGCGCUGUCUGUCUGCCACACUGUCAUGGCCGAGUGGAAAGAAGAGGCUCCAGUUUACCAGGCUGCGUCCCCAGAUGAGGAAGCUCUCGUUUUGGCAGCGAGGGAGCUGGGCUGGGUCUUUCUCUCCAGGACACGAGACUUGAUCGUUGUCUCCGAGCUGGGUGUCACUCGGCAGUAUCAGCUGCUCGCACUGCUGGACUUUACCAGUCAGAGAAGACGCAUGUCAGUACUCGUGCGAGAGCCUGAGGGUGGGUUAAAGCUGUACUGUAAAGGGGCAGACCUAGUGAUCCUGGAGAGACUGCAGAAGGACUGUCUGCAUCAGGAAAGGACUGAACGAGCCCUGGAGCUGUUUUCCCAGGCCUGUCUGAGGACUUUGUGUGUUGCGGUUCGAUCUGUUCCCGAGGCAUUAUGGGAGCAGUGGAGUACAACUCUGGAGCGGUCUGCAACCAUGGUGACAUCGGACCGCGACGCACUGCUGGAAAAGCUUUAUGAUCAGAUGGAGAUAGAUCUGCAGCUUCUUGGAGUGACUGCGAUAGAGGACAGACUUCAAGAGGGCGUUCCUGAGACUAUUGCUCUGCUUCAACAGGCUGGACUUAAAGUAUGGGUACUCACUGGGGACAAAAAAGAGACUGCAGUGAAUAUCGGAUAUUCUUGCAAGUUGCUGGAUCCUGAUACCAGGUUACUGGAAUGGCAGGAGCUCAGACAGAUACUCCAGUCACCAGACCCAGGGGUCAGUUUCUUCAAGGCCAGGCAGACAGAGCUGUGGGCUGUAGACAAGCAGACGGCUGUAGUGAAGACUGCUUUGGUCCUCACCGGACCUGAGCUGGCAGAGUUUGACCAGAGACCUGAGUGGGGGGCUUCGUUCAUGCAGCUGGCAGAGCACUGUCAGUCGGUGCUCUGCUGUCGUGUGACGCCGGGACAGAAAGCUGACAUUGUCUCGUUGGUCAGGAGACACACCCGCUCAGUCACCAUGUCCAUCGGGGACGGUGCCAAUGACGUGAACAUGAUCAAGACGGCUCAUGUUGGUGUGGGCCUUGCAGGAGUGGAGGGGGGUCAGGCGGUGCAGAACGCAGACUUUGCUUUGUCCCAGUUCAGAUUUCUGCAGCGGCUGCUCCUGGUCCAUGGCCGCUGGUCCUACCAGCGCAUUUCCUUCUUCUUGCGCUACUUCCUGUUUAAGACCUGUGGCUUCGCUCUGGUGCACAUAUGGUUUGGUUUUUUCAACGGCUUCAGUGCUCAGUCUCUGUAUGAGUCAUGGUUCAUCGCUCUCUACAGCGUCUCCUACACAGCAUUCCCAGUUAUGGCUUUGGCAUUCUUUGAACAGGAUGUGAAUGCAGACCGCUGCCUGAAGUGGCCGGAGCUGUACCGAUCAGGACAGAAACAGGAGCUCUCCAGCCCUGUGAUACUGGUGUUCUCGCUCCUCUAUGCCGUCUACUCUUCCCUCGUCUUAUUCUUCAUCCCUUUUGGAGUUUUUUACAACACAGCCUAUGACUUCCAGACCAUGGCAGUCACUGUCACCAUGGCAGCAACGUUCACUGCCAACGUUGAGAUUUCGCUGAUCACCAGAUACUGGACCAAGUUCAACGUGGCAGCUGUGUGUGUCUCUGUGUUGAUGUUCUUCAUCUGUUCCCGGAUCACCCACAGCACCCGUCUGUUUAAGGCAUCGCCCAGUGACUAUUACUUCCUCGGAGCGUCUGAUAGAGCCUUCAUUGAUCCACUGGUGUGGCUCACAGCUCUGCUCGCCACCUGGACGGCUGUUUUACCCUCAAUGACGGCUCUGGCUAUCAAUGUCAUCCUCAACAUGCACGACAAACACAAGGUCCACAGUGCGUCCUCUCAGCCGGUGGAGCUGAAGUCGAGGUUGAGAAGGGGAGCGUCACUCCGCCGCUCGUCCUACGCCCUCUCUCAGGGGGCCGGGCCCGGACGCCUCAUCACUUCAGGAACAUGCAUCCGCAGCACCGUGCCGACGGUGGAUGAGAAGGUGACUUCUUACAAUAACUCCACGGGCUCACAGCUCCAGAUCAACAUGAAGAACAAUAGCGCUGCACCAAAUCACACAUGAAUAAUGACAACGGUACAUUUAAGGUUUUGAUAUGUGACAAUACUGGAUCAUAUAUAUUGUUAGUGCAGAAUAUGAGUGAAAAGAUUAUGUGUUUUUGUACUUAAAACAGGCGACUCUGUAGAGCCUGCACUGAUCUUUUGUACAGCUACCAUUUUGCAAUAAAGUAAA